Molecule: messenger RNA, 1224 nt
Organism: Coregonus clupeaformis (lake whitefish)
Lineage: Eukaryota; Metazoa; Chordata; Actinopteri; Salmoniformes; Salmonidae
Product: NACHT, LRR and PYD domains-containing protein 1 homolog
Exons: 7
Coding region: 210-1058 (282 amino acids)
Cellular component (GO): canonical inflammasome complex
Source: RefSeq, a predicted model, not a curated record
UUGGAUCAAUCACCAGCAUUCCAUGUAACAUUGAAUAAAUACAUUAGAUAAAUUACUUUGUUCAUUUAAUGAGCCAGUUUCCCGGACAAAGAUUAAGCCUAGUCUUGAACCUUAAAUAACUUUCUAUUGAAACUUCCAUUGAUCAUGCUUUAAGUCCAGCACUAGACUCAAUCUGUGUCCAGGAAACUGGCCCCAUAUGUAUAACUGACAUGCUUGUCCUUGUUCAGGACUCCACACACUGGCUUCAGAUUGAACCCUUGACUUCCACUGUCCAGGGAGUGACAAUGUUCAGGCACAGGACACCCAAAGGGCGUUAUGAGUGCACAGUGUCUGGGAUCCGCUGGGUGUGUGAGAGAGAUGUCAUUCUGAAGUAUCACUUCAGGAACUGGGAACCCUACAGUCAACUUCUGAAAGACAUGCAGUACGGACAAGGUGGUCCAUUGCUGGACAUCACUAUGGAGUUAGGUGAACUGGAGGAAGUUCAUCUGCCACACUUUGUCUGUUUAGGGACCAACCCUUCCCUGGGGAAUGAGAUGAAGAUUUUUCAUGUAGAGGAACAUGGAGUGUCUUUUGAGGAAGUGCAUGAGGUCACCAGAUGCCAUGCUAAGAUUCUCCAUCCCAAGUUCUCAGUUAUCUCUGUUAUACUGAGCUAUAUCUUUUGGUGGAACAUAGAUGUCCACUGUGAGCUGAUGCUCUAUCUGACAGUGAAAAAGGAAAUACUAAUUCCACGCCUAUACCUGUUCCCCAGUAACCCCAGCCAAAUACAGGCUGUGGAACAACAGGAAAAGUCUCAAGGGUCUUCAAGGGUUCUCAUCACAAGACCAGAGCAGGCCUUCAAACUGAAUAGUUACUUCAGACUGAACAUUCCCUGUUCUACCUACAUCAAUCCACAGAUUCAUCUCAUACAUAGAGACUCCACACCAAGCUUUUUCAAGGCGGUUUUGAAAAUGACAGGGGUUGACAUUGAGAUGGAGUUAUUCGGUGAUGAUGAGAGGAUUGCAUGGAAAAAGUGGUAUCACAAAAUGAAUACAUCACUGCCACCCAUUCAACAACAUUAACAGUCCCUGACAUUCCUGCUGAGGAGUUUCUGAAGAAACACUGGGCUAAACUAAUUCAGCGAACCAAAAACUCAAUGCCAAUAGCAGAUGAUCUGUGGUCAAAGAACAUGAUUGGUGAAGAAGAGCACUCCAGAAUAACAGCUGAAACAACUGAACAGGACCGAAU